This is a messenger RNA of Phaedon cochleariae (mustard beetle), 1761 nucleotides long. The record is from the annotation of a GenBank genome assembly. Lineage: Eukaryota; Metazoa; Arthropoda; Insecta; Coleoptera; Chrysomelidae.
AAAAUUUCACGAAGAAAGUUCACACAAACUUGCCUUGUUUUCGAAGAUCAAGUUGUCAAAGUUUCGGUAAAAAUCAUAUACAUGGUGAUUAAAAAAAUGAUACUUUUAACUCCAAACAUGUUUUUAUGACCAUGUUUUCAUUAAAUAUGAUGAUUAAUAACCCUCUGAAAUUUUCAUAUUCAUUCAUUCACACCCUGUAAAACGUGAAUACUACAUGAAUAAAUUUUUUAAUAAAACAAUUUUGAUACCUAGUUACGAAUACUCCAUGAACCAUAACAAUCACCUCUGUAUAUACUGUCUAUAUACUAGUCGAUGAAAUUACUAUUAUCAAUAAUAGCAUAGAAUACAGAGAUCCAAACUACCGCAUUUCCGGUAACGUUUAAUUUCUGUCAAGGAUAUAUCUCGAUGUAAAUGCAAAAAUCGGUACCACAAUCAUCAACGUGAAAAAAUCAUCCAGCACAUCUUUGGUUCUUAUUUUUCAUUAAUAUGAUAUUUACAAAAAUCGGUAGAUGUGCUUUACUUUUUCAGUUGAUCCAUUUUUUCGUUGCAAUCAAUGCCCAAGAUUACGCCUGUCCACCUAGUAAUUCUGAUACUCCAUUGGGAAAGUUGAAGGACAGUGUGUUAUGCAACUAUGACACGUCAGUGAGACCAGUAGCUAACCACGAGAAGGCCAUGAAUGUGAGCUUUAGACUCGUUCUCAAGUACUUCACUUAUGAUCCAAUCAGUAGUAUGCUGAGUUUGGAUGCUUGGUUGACAGUGACUUGGAAAGAUGACCAUUUGACGUGGAAACCUGAGCAAUACCAAAAUAUCAAAAACCUGCAUCUGCAUACCAGUUCUAUAUGGACACCAGAUUUAUCAGUGUAUAAUAUGGCAAACCAAGGGGAAGACCCCGAGGUGAUAGGCAGCGCCAAAUGCCUGGUCACCUACAAGGGGGUAGUUUUGUGUGUCCCCCCUAUUCAUAUAGACGCCCUGUGUGUCGCAGAUUUGUCGCACUACCCCUUUGACACCCAGAAUUGCAGCUUGCAAAUGGGGUCCUGGGUGCACAAAGGAGAAGAGCUCAACAUCAAGUUGAUGAAAAAUGUGGUGAAUAUGGAUGAUCUGAUACACAAUGGCGAAUGGAAAAUUUCUUCGUACUCGUCAGUAAGGAACAGCGGAAAAUACGCUUGUUGUCCCAACGACACUUACCCAUCGAUAGAAAUCAGCUUCAAAGUCAAGAGGUUGUCAGGAAGCCAUGCUGCUGGAAUUGUCAUUCCAAUUCUGGCUGAUUUGAUCCUCUCCUUCGUCUUCUUGUCUCUAUCACCUCUCAAUAAAGAGAGACUGGUUCUCUCUUACGUCACUCUUUUAGCUCAAUUCAUCCAUGUGCAGUUUUUGACUUGGCAGAUACCUUUGAAAGGAGACAACAUACCUCUGUUACUUACGUUCAGUAGGGAUUCGAUUUUGAUGACGGUGUUCGCAAUAUUGUUCACAUUGCUGUUCAGGGAUUUCAUGCAGAGGAAAACCACCCCACCAGCUUGGAUUUCUAGUAUAGUGUCUGGUGUUAUUUCUUGUAGACCUGGACAGAUCAUUCUGCUCAGUGACUAUUCCACAAGGGGUGUUGCUUCUGCAAAGAAGGAAGAAGAUGGCACCACUAUCGUUUCUUCAGAUACUAAUGCUAGCACGAACAAUCAGGAUUGGGUACUUUUCGGGAACAUUUUGGACAAAAUUUUGUUGAUCCUUUACGUUAUUAUAUACUUCACCAUGAUGAUUGCUUUUAUACCAUAA